AUGGGGCAAGCAGCUCCUUGGAACCCAGACGCCCACAAAGGGGAAGCCAGGACGGAGGAGCGCCCACAGCUGCUAUUCUCAGCUGCUGAGGCCCAGGCGCAGUCGCACAUCCACAUGGCACAGAUCAGCCAAAUUGCUCCAGAAAUGCAGCUUGUGGAGACGGCCACAGGGAUGCUGCACGGCGCAGCCGAGGCCAGCGUUGUUCCCUCAUGGCAGCAGCAGCACUCAAUGCCUGCAGAGUCCAACAGGCGCCAGAAGCGGCGUUUCAGGUCUGGUCUCAGCAGGAUGCUGGCAGGCGGCUCAGCACCCGGGGAUGACUUUUCAGAAGAGGAGUAUGAGGAGCCUGACCCUGAGGACUGGCCGCCAGGGAAGGCACAACCCCGACACAGGAGCACGUUCCUGGACAGAGCAGCCCUGAUGACACACCUGGACUCACAUGCAACGCCUCUUCACAGAGCUGAUACUCGGCCUUUGUUGGGAGAGGGCCGCAGCGGUGCGAAGGAGGCCACCCCUAGAUGGGCCACUGACUGUGAUGCUCCAGGAGCCUCUGGCCUGCAGGGAGGGGCCCACAGAGAAGGCCCAGCACACAGCCGGCCAUCCCAGAGCCGCCCCAGGAACAGGAAUGCUGCUCGGCAGCAGCCACACCCUAUGGACCUGAAGGAAGAGUGGGCGGCCUUUGAGGGUGGAGAUGGGAAGCUGCCCCCUGGGCGAAUCCAUGUGCUGGUGGCCAAAGCGCUGACCAAGAGUGACACCGCUGGCAGGGUCAUCCUGCCACGCGUGUCAGUAGAGUCCAACCUGAGCUUCCUCAUGGGCUACAGGUCCUACAGCCUGCCGGUCAAGGACAGGGCGGGAAGGGCGUGGGAGUUUGUGAUCAAGUCGUGGGCGAACGGCACGGAGCACCGGCGGGUGUAUGUGCUGGAGCAGGUCUCGGAGUACAUCAAGGUCAACCGCCUGCGCGAGGGCGACACCAUCGGCAUCUGCGCUGACGAGGACGGCGUCGUCACCAUAGAGGCCAACACAGCGGCGGUGCGAGCGACAGUGCUGCGGCCGGUGUACGGGGCGCUGCGCGUGCCGCCGCAGCUGCCGCCGCCGGACCAGUCCAAGGCGGCGCCGCUCAUCUUCGGCACACUCGGCCGCUGCACGCGCAACCCCUCCUGCACCAAGCCCUCCAGUCACCCCGGGUUUUGUUCCGGCCCUCGCGCCCCCGGCACCGACCCAGGUGGCCGCCCGCGCCGCGACGCGCCCGGCCGAGCCAGCAGCCCCGUCUCUGGCGGCGCGCCCUCCAGCAGCGGCGGCACCGGCUCCGGCCGGCCCUCCCGAUCCAGCGGCCCACGCAGGGCGGGGUCAGGGGCGGGCCGCUGGCUGGACGACAACUGCAGCAGCGGCGGCGAGGCGGCCGGUGAGGAUGUGACGGCGGCGCGGCUGCUGACGGCCGAGGAGCUGGCGCCCGGCAUGCGCAUCUCCAAGGCGCUCACCAAGCAGGACCUGCACACCGGCCAGGCACGCAGUCCCUUUGCAUGCAGCCAGAACGUGCUGCUGCUGGCGGAGCAGGUGGAGGCGGCUCUGCCGGCGGAGUGCGCAGGGGCCGGCCUGGUGCGGCUGCACGCGCGCGACCGCCACGGCCGCACCUGGGAGCUGCUGUUGCGCGCGUGGAAAGAUCCUGCCGGCUCAGCAGGCGGCCGCGCGCGCAUGCUGAUGCUGGAGCAGGCGGCCGGCUUCCUCAAGGACCGCGGCGCCAAGCCCGGCGACCACCUCAUGCUGCACCGGCCGCCAGACGGGCCCCUCAGCAUGGAGGCGAGUGCAAGCAUCUUAUAUUCGCCAGGGGGCUAG
Molecule: messenger RNA, 1830 nt
Organism: Coccomyxa subellipsoidea C-169
Lineage: Eukaryota; Viridiplantae; Chlorophyta; Trebouxiophyceae; Coccomyxaceae
Exons: 8
Coding region: 1-1830 (609 amino acids)
Molecular function (GO): DNA binding
Source: RefSeq, a predicted model, not a curated record